AUCGUCCACGCCAGAAGCCAAUCUAUCCCCAUUCCCUGUCUUUCCCAAGUAAAUGUAAACAGAUAGGAAUGCAGAAGAGCCCUUCAUUGCUCUCUCUAUCCCAUGGCUUCCCUCACUCUCCCAAACCACUCUCUCCCCUCUCUACUCCACACUCAAUCUCCCAGACACCCAUUGUCUCAUAACCUCCCAUUUCUCUCCAAAUCAUCCCAAUCCCAGUUUUAUGGCCUCAAAGUCUCUUAUUCUUCCUCUUUGUCAAUCCCAUCUUCUUCCUCAGCCAAGGGCUCCAUUUUUGCCAAGGUGAACAAAGGUACGGUCCCACCAUCAUUCACAUUGAAAGAUCAGGAUGGAAGAAAUGUGAACCUCUCUAAAUUCAAAGGCAAGCCAGUGGUGGUCUAUUUCUACCCUGCUGAUGAGACCCCUGGCUGCACCAAACAGGCUUGUGCUUUCAGGGAUUCCUAUGAGAAAUUUAAGAAAGCAGGAGCAGAGGUUGUUGGGAUUAGCGGUGAUGAUCCAUCAUCUCACAAGGCUUUUGCAAAGAAAUAUAGGCUUCCUUUCACUUUGCUGAGUGACGAGGGAAACAAGGUGAGGAAAGAGUGGGGAGUGCCAUCAGAUCUGUUCGGAACACUGCCUGGGAGACAGACCUAUGUUCUUGACAAGAAAGGAGAGGUUCAACUCAUCUACAACAACCAGUUCCAACCUGAAAAGCAUGUUGAUGAGACCUUGAAACUACUUCAAAGCCUUUGAGCCUCUUUAUAGUCUUCUUCUUUUUUUGUUUCCCCUUCGAAAAGUAUUUUUAUCUUGUAUGAUUCAAGCCCUUUGUAAUUAGUAAUUACUUUAGUUGUUAGCCACCAGGUGUGAAGGUGAUCAUUUCUGCUCUAGAACAGAACACCAAACUAUUUUGAAUUUUUCAGGGAAUGAAAAUCAAGCGUGGUGACUGUUUUGUUUAAAAGACAA
This is a messenger RNA of Corylus avellana, 954 nucleotides long. It is a transcript of the gene PRXQ, whose product is annotated as Thioredoxin superfamily protein. Gene Ontology annotation, molecular function: thioredoxin peroxidase activity. The record is from RefSeq and is a predicted model, not a curated record. NCBI's taxonomy places the organism in Eukaryota, Viridiplantae, Streptophyta, Magnoliopsida, Fagales, Betulaceae. Gene Ontology annotation, cellular component: cytoplasm; chloroplast thylakoid membrane. Gene Ontology annotation, biological process: cellular response to oxidative stress; cell redox homeostasis.